AUGAACUGGCUAUACAAGCUAUCUCACCUCGUCUGGCCGGAAAAUACCACCCGUAGCACAGCGCAGGAACCACGAACCCGCGAGCUUUCGAGGGGACGGCGGCGGCGACGACACGCAGCUAAUGGUGUCGAAGAUAUACCAGCCCCGCUCCAGAUGUCCGGCGUGAGCAAUCGGCUGUCUCCUACAAAUGGACAGAUGAGCAACUCUUUUCAGUUCUCACAGCUAGGAAAGGACGCUUCCGGAAUCCGCCCGAACACCAGUUUGCACCGAGAUAAUUCCAACCAUACCACCAGCUUCACAUUAAAGAAAGGCGGCACUAAAACUACACCACAGAACGAAGAGGAAUUACAGGAGGAAAGGAGAUUAUUCGGAGGUUCCAGGAGGGACCCGAACGCCGUUCGUAUAACACCAGGAGCGCUGGCGAGAAAAGGACGAGCCGGCAAGGAUUUGAAGUCUUUUGAGAACUUCACUCCACGAAAUACCCUUCACUCCACCUUCCGGGGAAAACCACUUGAUACCUUUGCUGGAAGGCAUCUUGAUAGGACUACACACUCGGGCUCACAUGUACAAGGUGCUUCGGGAGUGGUUCAGGAGUUAGAAGGAAACAGACCUCGUAAAAGACGAAGAACCGACGAGAUUCAAGCUCCCGCGGAGGUCAUUGAGGUGAAUGAUGAUGAUUCUAUCAUUCACACGGAAUCUCCUUCAUCUACUCGACCUAGAACUUACAGCCUGUCAUAUUUGAGCCAAAGUUCCCCAAUAAUCAACCACCACGGCUCUGCUAAUCAAAAAGAAUCUAUCACACAUGAGUUCUGGAACGUCGAGAGUAGGAUGCAGGAUUUUAAGAACAAAAAGCCGCGCGUUCCAGAUUUGACCGAGGAUGAACUCUUCACCAUGGAAGCCAAGGCACAGCGGCUCGGAAACAACAUCGGUACCAACAUUUCCCAGUCUGGUGGUUCUAGUUUAUCUAGACCUUCUGAACCAAUGGUUGCUAUUGAAGUCUCACCGAUUGGUAAUUUGGGCGGAGCGGAGGGGACAGAAGAGGAGACUCAGGGCUCUGCGGGCAGCCUUGCCGAUUCAACUGUCCAGACGGAUAGUCAGCUUCAUGAUUCUUAUACACGUGAGAGCCCGGAUGCACUUCAGGGAGAUAAAACCGUCCCUGAGAGUUGGCGAAGCGGUGUAAAGGACCGCCUGGGUAGAAUGCCUGGUGAUAUUAGCCCGACAAAUUUCUCCAUCGUGAAGAAGGACCGCAAACGUGCGGAUAGAAGGCGCAGAAUCUCAUCUAAUCAUACGCAUUCAUUUCCUAUGUCUAUGUUUGAUCACAAAAUGGAGACUGUUGAGAAACAGUGCACGCUUAUUGUUAAAAACGGCUCUUUUCUCGUGACAAGUGAUACCGGCUCUUGGGUAUCCAAAGAAUUUUCUAUUGACAAAAUCAACCUAAUUUGGCAUGGUGGACCCAGAGUUGCAAUGAAGUUCCCCAUGGCUUCAGGAUCGACAGACGACCUAAAACUACAAUUUUCGUCUGAGAAGGAAGCGGUUGAAUGCUGUAACCUGAUGGGGGAAUUGAACAAUACUUUGAAAUUAAGGGAUAAGGGGAGUGAGUGGAUGGAAAAUAUGUUCAAACGCUCUCUGAAAAAAAGACAAGGAAACCGUCAACCCGCGAGUUCGAAACGCGAAAGCCUUCAGGAUGACCAUAUUGACGCCGUCGCCCAGCCGUCAACACAACCUAAACGACAGAAGCUCAGUGAGAGCCUACUUGACAGUGACGGAACAACGAGAAAGUCUCCGCUAGAAGACUCACUCCACUCGCGCGGACCCCGCAAGCAUGCUCAGGAUGAUAUGUCGCCUCUCAGCCAUAGUCAUCCAGAUGUUGAUCGUCCUAUAACUAUUCCUGUCAAGAAAUACAGUCCUACCGUGAGCUUGCGUGUCACUCGCUCACAGGGGCAACGGAAACCUACUACAAUUAAUAGUGACCAUGAACCGUCGCCUUCACCUCACCGAUAUACUCGUAUGUGGUCAAGGCCGCUUGUAUACCCACCUAAAGGUAAAAGGAAAGCCGAAGUAGAAUUCCAUGAUUUGGAACGCUUGGGUGAUGGGGAAUUUUUAAAUGACAACCUUAUCGGGCUUUACCUACGGUUUCUUGAGCAUCACAUGGAAAUCAAGAGGCCAGAUCUGGCUACACGUGUUUACUUUUUUAACUCUUACUUUUUUGCAAGCCUUACAAACACGCCUAAGGGUUUGAGGGGUAUUAACUACCAGGCCGUGGAAAAGUGGACGAGGAAUGUGGACCUUUUCAGUUAUGAUUACAUCGUCGUCCCAAUCAACGAAAACAAACAUUGGUAUAUGGCCAUUAUAUGCAACCUCCGUGCUCUGCGUCCCACAGGAUCCAUCGCCGAACGCAAUGAACCUGAGAGCGACAAGGUGACUCAUGAUUCGCCGUGCAGUCAAGCGAGCGCUGAUUUAGGAAAUCCAGAUAACCGGCAAAGCGAUAAAGCCGGGCUUCAACCUGGGGAGAAUAACAACACCGUUGCUCAGACCUUAGAGCAUGGUAGCGAACAACUCCUCCAAGAGGAUUUCGAUUCAAUGUCGUUGUCGGAUAAUGGCCCCGAGGUCAAUUCGAAACAGAAUGACACAAGUCCAUUGAAGGAAUUUGAAACUCAAGACAGGAAUGAAUGGCCGGACGAGGGAGAGAACGGACCACUCGUUUCUAUCGUCCAAACUGAGGAAGAAUCAGAUGUCGCGCAGCAGCCAAAAUCGCUACGCUCUGGGAAACUGAGGAGUUUAGAGCCCCGAGCUAAGAUAUCUCCCCGGAAGCUCCCAUGUGAUCCAAAGGAACCCGUUAUCAUCACUUUCGAUUCUUUAGGUUGUGCUAGGUACCCUACGAUAAGAAUUCUUCGACAAUAUAUCGAGGAGGAAGGGAAAGCUAAGCGAUCACUUAGCGUUGACACGAAAAAAAUCAGGGGCAUUGUUGCUCGAAAUAUACCAUAUCAACCUAAUUUUUCGGAUUGUGGGCUGUAUCUCUUAGCAUACCUUGAAAAGUUUAUGUGGGAUCCGGACGUGUUCAUUAGCAGGUUGGUGAGAAAGGAGAUGAGUGAAUAUUACGAUUGGCCACCGAUGAAAUCCCAUAUUCUUCGGCGGCGGCUGCGGAACUUCCUUCUCGAACUACACGAAGAAGAGGGAAGAUCGAAGCAGAAUGAAGCAGGAGAAGAACGGAAGCUGAUCGAUACCGAUCCACUGAAAAUACUGUUGGUAGAUGAUCCACCCACAGAGGCACCGCAAGGUGAACCUUCUACUUCGAAUCACUCGCUUGGACUAAAGCAGCACUCAGAAACCAGUCCUAAUCCCAGGUCCCUAGAAAACAAGCUACUCGCACAUGAUUCCGAGAAGGAGCCUCGGCAGGUAACACCUACUCGCGCACUUACAAGGCUCAAUCAGAACGAGCAAGUACAGACAUCCAUGGACCCGGCCAUCAUUGAACAUGAAGCUAUUCAGCACUCCGAGGCGAAAUCGCUGCUUGAAGGCAUUUUACUUUAUGGAGGGCAAGAUUCUACAAACAAACAAAAUAUCUCAGAAAUUCCUAGGACUCCUUCUCCUGGGAGAGAGGUACGCGUUUCUGGAAUACCUGAUUCUUCUUCGCACCCAAGAAGCCCAAGUAGCCAUCCUCGGAUACUACAGGGACAGGACCAAGAGAUACUAGAUGGAAUCGAAUGA
This is a messenger RNA of Blastomyces dermatitidis ER-3, 3708 nucleotides long. Its product is annotated as Ulp1 protease. The coding region runs from base 1 to 3708 and encodes 1235 amino acids. Gene Ontology annotation, biological process: protein desumoylation. Gene Ontology annotation, molecular function: SUMO-specific endopeptidase activity. The transcript has 8 exons. NCBI's taxonomy places the organism in Eukaryota, Fungi, Ascomycota, Eurotiomycetes, Onygenales, Ajellomycetaceae. Gene Ontology annotation, cellular component: nucleus; cytoplasm. The record is from RefSeq and is a predicted model, not a curated record.